AUGUAUCUAUGUAUGUUCAUCCCUUAUCUAUCUAUCUAUCUAUCUAUCUAUCUAUCUAUCUAUCUAUCUAUCUAUCUAUCUAUUGUUGAUUCGGAUAUUCUCAAUCUAUCUAUGUAUGCAUCUAUGUUCAUCACUUAUCUAUCUAUCUAUCUAUCAUUCUUAGUCUUCUGUCCACAUCUAUCUAUCUAUCUAUCUAUCUAUCUAUCUAUCUAUCUAUCAUUCUUAGUCUGUCCCAUCAUCUAUCUAUCUAUCUAUCUAUCUAUCUAUCUAUCUAUAAUCUUAUCUGUCCACAUCUAUCUAUCUAUCUAUCUAUCUAUCUAUAAUUCUAUCAUUCUGUCUGUCCAUCUAUCUAUCUAUCUAUCUAUCUAUCUAUCUAUAUCUAUCUAUCAUUCUUAUAAUUCUCUCUUGAUUUCCAAGAUAUGUCUAUCUAUCUAUCUAUCUAUCUAUCUAUCUAUCUGUCUGUAUAUAGAUAUAGAAAGUAACCAUGCAAUUACCUAA
This is a messenger RNA of Acanthosepion pharaonis, 498 nucleotides long. The record is from the annotation of a GenBank genome assembly. NCBI's taxonomy places the organism in Eukaryota, Metazoa, Mollusca, Cephalopoda, Sepiida, Sepiidae.